Molecule: messenger RNA, 2128 nt
Organism: Mya arenaria
Lineage: Eukaryota; Metazoa; Mollusca; Bivalvia; Myida; Myidae
Product: heat shock 70 kDa protein 12A-like
Exons: 3
Coding region: 42-1406 (454 amino acids)
Molecular function (GO): ATP-dependent protein folding chaperone; ATP binding
Source: RefSeq, a predicted model, not a curated record
UGACGAAAGACGUUACGGUAGAGGACUUUUGUGGAAAACGGAUGGCGGCUUUUCCGUUGUUUGUUAUGUCCAUCAAAUACCUGAGAGAACAUCUACUUAAGGCAGUUACCACUCAAAAGAUAGGAAUCGAAGAGACAGACAUAUCGUACGUGUUAACCGUCCCUGCUAUCUGGGAUGACAAUGCCAAAAGGUUCAUGAGGGAUGCAGCAGUUGCAGCUGAAAUCGACCCCGUCCGUCUUAAGCUGGCAUUGGAGUCGGAAUGUGCCUCAAUCUGGUGUGAAACUUUAAGUGUGGACGUCAAGGGCGCUGUAGCCAUUGCAGGAUCCCAGUAUAUGGUCGUCGAUCUUGGAGGAGGAACAGCAGAUGUAUCCGUACACGAGAGAAAAUCAGACGGAACAUUAAAGGAAAUCCACAAAGCCAGUGGCGGUCCUUGGGGUGGUAUCUUUGUGGAUGAAAAUUAUAUGAAAAUGUUGUGUCAGUUGUACGGGGAAAAGGCUUUGAAUGACCUACGAAAGACGGAAAUGAGUGAUUAUUUUGAUAUCACUCGUGAUUUCGAGCACAAGAAACGAUCCUUUGAUACCGAAAACACAAAUCACGUUGUUAUUCGAUUGUCUGCUUCAUUGCGUGACCUUGGUGAUGAACAUUUCAAAAAACCUCUAGCGGAGAGAAUUUCGGCUUUAGGCAUUCAGGAAAAUUCUAUAACACCAAAAGGUAGAGACAAGCUGAAAAUCGUUGGCACAAUUAUCCAAUCAUGGUUCAAAGGUCCAAUCAAUCUGCUGAUCCAGCAUAUAAAGUCACUCUUAGCAGAAGCAAAGAUGGAACGCGUGCAAACCAUUAUUCUGGUAGGCGGUUUCGGUGAGAGCCCAUACGUUCAGAAGAGAAUGAGGAAUGAAAUAGCUGGAGUGAGACUAAUCGUCCCUCCAGAUGCGGGGCUUGCUGUGUUGAAAGGCGCCGUGAGGUUUGGACACAACCCCUCCAUUGUCGCUUCCAGGAUCAUGAAAUACACGUAUGGGACAUCCAGGUUCAAAAGUUUUAAUAAAAAAAAGCACCCAGCUGAUAAGAAGGUUUGGAAGAAUGGAGAGUGGUUGGUGCCUAAUUGUUUCAAGGUGUACGUGCGGGUGAACGAGGAGGUGGGAGUGGACCAUCAGGUGACAAUUUGGGGUACCCCUUUCAGUAAAAUAUCCCGCACAUCCGUUUACAGGACGACACAGGUGAACCCCGAUUUUACAACAGAUCCUGGAUGUGAACUGCUCGGGACUAUAGAGCUUGAAAACAGCUCCGAGGUUCCGUUUAAAGAUCAGGAUAAAGAAGACACGUUUUUAUUCGGAGAUACUGAGCUGCUGGUAAAGACAAAGAACACUUUCACGGGAAAAGAGGCAUUCAUGACAUUUGAGUGUUUCAAAUAAAUAGUUUUUAAGACGAUGAGUGUGGAAAUACACAUCAGCACCAAUAUACCUAUGAUAUAAAAUAUAUAAAUUAUAUAUUUUAGACGUUUCACAAAACUAUUCUAUAGAAUAUUUCUGUUUUUGCUUGAACAUUAUUUUUUUUCUGUACUACGUUUGCAUACCAAUUUAACUUUUUCUGUAAAUGUCUUAAAUGUAUCACAUACACACCUUGGAUUAGACUGUGUCUGUAUAUGCAAUUAUUAACAAAUUGUGUGUUUAAUAGUUAUAGUACCUGCAAAACAAGAAAUAAAGUUAUUGUUGAUUUAAUUGCAAUACCAAAAUACUGCCACAGAUGUAUGUAACGAUAUCCCAUUAGUUACAUCAAUCUAAAACAUUACUCAUGAAAACACUUCGGUAAAGAGGUGACAACAUCACAGUAUUGUCGUGUUUCUAAAAUACUGUGGUUAGUUGUUGUUAAGGCGAAAAUCAUGAGUGGACUCUGUUUUUUUUCUUAUAAAGGUAGCAUUUGGAAGACACUUUACAGAACAUGAUCUUAAAGAAAUCCAAAUAUUGUAUGGAUUGCAUAUCUGGAAUACAUUUCAAAUGGAUAACAUUUUACAACUCAUUAUUCUCCAAUAAAAUUGAGACUUUUUGGAAGUGUAUUUAUUUUGGAGACAUUUCAAAAGGAAAAAAGCAAUGUCGAAAGUGUAUUCCAUAACUUAGUUAUUAUAAUAUGUAUAUUC